GAUGAUGCACACACUCAAGUAUGAAGUUCAGUCAUAAACAAAGAGAUGAGAUAUUUGAGCUUCAUUGAAGUAGAUUCUUGAGUUUUUAAUCUCAAGAAACCCUAAAUUCCCAUUCAUGGAACGUUAUCAUCUUCUUUGCACCUUAUCAUCACCUUCUAAGUUUAUAAUAGGAGGUCUCUGUGCUUUUUUAUUCUGUUACGUACUUGCUUCUAGAAAUAACUACAAGAAACCAAAAACAAACAAUAAUGCUCCUGAAGUGGCUGGUGCAUGGCCGAUUAUCGGUCAUCUUCAUCAUCUCGUGGGUGGAAAGCUAAUCCAUGAAACUUUAGGAGCUAUGGCUGAUAAAUACGGACCAGCAUUCACCAUCAGAAUGGGGCCGCACAAAGCACUUGUUGUGAGCAGUUGGGAAGUAGCGAAAGAAUGUUUCACUACAAACGAUAUGGUCUUUAACUCUCGUCCGCAGCAAGUAGCGAUUAAACACAUGGGAUAUGGUGCUGCAAUGUUUGGGAUAGCUCCUUAUGGACCUUACUAUCUUGAAAUGAGAAAAAUGGUAACGAAAGAACUUCUUUCUAACACACGGUUAGAGCUGUUGAAGCAUGUAUGGGGCUGUGAAAUUAACGCUUCCAUUAAAGAACUUUACAAGAAAGUAGAAGGUGGCAGCAGCACCGGUCCUGUUUUGGUGGAAAUGAAGCGAUGGUUUGGAUAUUUAACUCUGAAAACGACCGUCAAGGUGAUUUGUGGGAACCAAGCCCUUGGUGAUCAUACUUCUUGUGAUUCUGAUGUUGUUGAAGGACAUGAUGAAGUAUCGAGAUUCCAAAAAGCUUUAAGGGACUUUUUCAAGUUGUUGGGCCACUUUCGGGUGUCGGACGUGAUACCACUCCCAGAGUGGUUGGAUUUUGAGGGGUAUGAGGAGAUGAAGAAAAAUGGGAAAGAGCUGGAUAGAUUAAUGGAGAAAUGGUUGGAUGAACAUAAAAUGAAGAAGAAGCUUUCACAAAUAUCAGGUGAAGCAGAGAAGAAGGGCCAGAGCGAUGAACGUGAUUUCAUGGACGUGAUGAUGUCCAAACUUGAAGAUGAUGCAAAUCUAUUAUCUUAUCAUGACGCGGACACUAUCAACAAAUCUACGUGCCUGACACUGAUCCUGGGAGGAAGCGACACAACAUCGGUCAGUUUAACAUGGGCCUUGUGCUUACUAGUAAACCAUCCAGAUGCGCUAAAGAAGGCUCAUGAUGAGCUGGAUGUCCACGUAGGCAGCCAAAGACAAGUGGAAGAAUUAGAUAUCAAGAGCCUCACAUACCUUCAAGCCAUCAUCAAGGAAACACUGCGACUAUACCCACCUGGAGUAAUGACAGCUCCACGUAUAUCUAAGGCAGACUGCAGAGUUGGUGGCUACGACAUCCCAGCAGGAACGCGGCUUUUUGUAAAUAUCUGGAAGAUCCAUCGCGACCCGAGAGUCUGGUCUGAUCCAUCAGAGUUCCAGCCAGAGAGAUUUUAUAGUGGCGGCCGCCAUGAGGACAUGGAACUUCGGGGUCAGAAUUUCGAAUUGAUUCCGUUUGGGUCUGGUAGAAGAUCAUGCCCAGGGACCUCAUUUGCGCUUCAACUGUUGCACCUGGCACUUGCUCGCUUAUUGCAUGGGUUUGACUUUAAGAGACCGUCAGACGAACCCAUUGAUAUGUCCCAGUGUCAAGGAUUGACAAAUGCAAAAGCAACCCUAGCUGAAGUUUUAGUCACCCCUCGCCUUCCUUCUAAACUUUAUACUUGUUAAUUAAGAGUGCGCUGUAGACUUGUAGCAAUAUAAGAACUUUGUAUCCGAAAAACAUUAGUGUUUGUAUUUGGCAAAAUAAGAAUCAUUACUAUCUAUCAUGAUUCGUGCUACUUCAUAUAAGUUGGAAAAUUUUAGUCUCUCUAA
Papaver somniferum (opium poppy) is the source of this 1906-nucleotide messenger RNA. RefSeq names its product cytochrome P450 82C4-like. Gene Ontology annotation, molecular function: iron ion binding; oxidoreductase activity, acting on paired donors, with incorporation or reduction of molecular oxygen; heme binding. Bases 116 to 1762 code for a protein of 548 amino acids. The transcript has 2 exons. The record is from RefSeq and is a predicted model, not a curated record. Gene Ontology annotation, biological process: defense response to other organism. Lineage: Eukaryota; Viridiplantae; Streptophyta; Magnoliopsida; Ranunculales; Papaveraceae.